Capsella rubella is the source of this 942-nucleotide messenger RNA. RefSeq names its product putative F-box protein At1g30920. NCBI's taxonomy places the organism in Eukaryota, Viridiplantae, Streptophyta, Magnoliopsida, Brassicales, Brassicaceae. The record is from RefSeq and is a predicted model, not a curated record. Gene Ontology annotation, molecular function: protein binding. The transcript is spliced from 3 exons. The coding region runs from base 1 to 942 and encodes 313 amino acids.
AUGAAUAGAGGGGAAAACUCAGAUUUCAUCCCUAUUGAUCUCAUUCUUGAGAUACUCUCGAGACUGCCUGCAAAGUCAAUAGCUAAGUUUCACUGCGUGUCGAAGCUAUGGCGGUCCUUGCUUUGCAAGCCAUACUUCACAGAGUUGUUCAUGACUAGGUCAUCGUCUCGUCUACGUCUCUUAAUUGCGGUCCAACAAGAAGCUGAGGUGUUUAUGUUUACGUCGCCUCAGCCUCAGAAUCCGUCGUCUCUUGUUGUCUCCGCUGAGUUUCAUACUAAGAUCUCUUUUAACUCAAUCAACUACUAUGGUUGUAGAUAUGCCUCUGGUUUGCUCUAUUUCCCUACUCUACGUUUCUCAAAGGAGGGGUUCGAUCCUAUUGGCAAGCAAUUCAAGGUUUUGGCCAUGUUCAAUAGUGUCAAUGAUCAUAGUAUCCUGACAUUAGGAACUGAAAAACUGAGUUGGAGGACGAUCCAAUCUCCCUCGUCAGAGGAAUUUAAGGUUGUAGGUCAUGAAUGCGAUUUUAGUUGGACUACUAAUUUGGUAAACUAUAAGGGUAAAUUAGGUGUGAUUGAACACGACUUGACGGAUGGUCUAAUUAAGUUACAAAUGUGGGUUCUUGAGGAUAUUGAUAAAAAUGAAUGGUCUAAAUUAUAUGACUACAUUUUGAAGACGACUGAGAAUAAAGUUGUUAAGGAUAUCACUUAUCUUUCGGUUGUUGGGGUGACUGCUUCAGGUGAAAUUGUUUUAGCUGAUUAUGAUGAUGCAUGUGAACCGUUUUAUGUUUUCUAUUUUAAUCCCGAAAAGAACACUCUCCGAAGUGUUGAAAUCCAAGGUGUUAGACAAGAAGGAGUAAAAUGGAUUAAUGCUCGUCAUGAAGUUCAAAUAUUUUUAGACCAUGUAGAGGAUCUUAACUUGGAUGUUAUGAAGCUGCAACAUCUAUAA